Messenger RNA from Ruditapes philippinarum (Manila clam), 1824 nucleotides. RefSeq lists its product as uncharacterized. Gene Ontology annotation, biological process: DNA integration. The transcript has a single exon. The record is from RefSeq and is a predicted model, not a curated record. Gene Ontology annotation, molecular function: nucleic acid binding. Lineage: Eukaryota; Metazoa; Mollusca; Bivalvia; Venerida; Veneridae. The coding region runs from base 1 to 1824 and encodes 607 amino acids.
AUGAGGGAUGGGACAAAAGGCCGUCAAAAGACGUCUUUAUGGGGGAAAAAGUUAAAUAUACGACAUGUUUAUGAUGAUAUUCAUAUCAAAAGAUUGGGAAAAAAAUUAAAAGGCAAUGUUAAAAAUGAAAAUAUGCGUGGUCCGGACAUAGAUUCUAGUUCUAGUUCACGAGAAGCACUGGCUUUGGUAUGGUCAUGCGAACAUUUUGCGAUGUAUCUAAAGGGAGCACCAACAUUCACAUGCAUUACUGAUUGCAUGCCGUUAACUAAAAUUUGGGAAAAAAAACAACCACCACUAAGAAUCGAACGUUGGGGAUUGCGACUUCAACCGUUCAAAAUGAAAAUAGAGUAUAGGUCAGGGAAAGAUAAUCCCUCAGACUUUAUGUCCCGUCAUCCAUUAAAUUAUAUGGAAGAACGAAAUAUAGCAGAGGAAUACGUGUCAUUUGUCGCAGAACAAUCAUUACCAAAUGCAAUGACAGUAGAUGAGGUAAAAAUGGAAUCAUUGAAAGAUAAGACAAUGCAAAAGGCAGUCGAAUUUACAAAGAAUGGUAAAUGGUAUGAAUUGAAAACACUGAAUGACCCAGAAAUAGACAAAGAAGAAUUAUCAUCUUUUCGUAGUAUAAAGGACGAAUUGACUGUGUAUAAUGAAACAUUAUUGAUGAAAAAUGAUAAACUAGUGAUCCCAAAAUCACUCCGUGAAAAAGCAAUAAAACUAGGACAUGAAGGUCACCAAGGAAUUGUGAAAACAAAAAGUUACAUAAGAUCGAAAGUAUAUUUUCCAAACAUGAAUUCUGAAAUCGAAGCUGCGAUUCAAAAGUGUUUAGCAUGUCAAUCAAAUUCAAAUGAACAAGGACCGCGUGAACCUUUUAGAAUGAGUGAAUUGCCGUCGGGACCUUGGCUCAAUAUAAGCGCUGACUUUUGUGGUCCGUUAGAAAACGGGGACUAUUUACUUGUGGUAAUAGACGAGUAUUCGAGCUAUCCGAUAGUUGAAAUAAUAAAAAAUAUUUCAGCAAACACAGUUAUCCCGGUGUUCGACAAGAUUGUAUCAAUGUUUGCUAUACCGGAAGUGAUAAAAACCGACAAUGGGUCUCCAUUUCAAAGUAAAGCAUUUGCUGACUUCAUGAAAUUUUACGGCAUAAUUCAUCGGAAAAUCACACCGAGAUGGCCAAGAGCAAAUGCCCAAGCAGAAUCCUUCAAUAAACCACUGAUGAAGAGUGUAAAAUCUUCAUUUAUUGAGGCGCGAAACUACAAACAAGGACUGUAUGAUUUCUUAAGACAAUACCGAGCGACACCACACGUAUCAACUGGUUAUACGCCAUUCAAGUUAAUGUUUGGUAGAGAUCCGACGACUCGAAUGCCAAACAUCGGUCAUGGUAAAAGUGGAAAUCUUCAAACGAGAGAAAUAACGCAACAGAACGACGAUUUUUCGAAAAUGAAAGCAAAACGAUAUGAAGACGAACGGAUACAUGCAAGGGACAGAUCAAUUAACGUAGGGGAUCGUGUGUUAGUUAGAAAUGAAGCCAGAACAAAAUCUGAUUCAAUAUACAAACCUACGCCAUAUACGGUUAUUGACAGAAGAGGGACAAUGAUAAGUGUUAGGAACGAUGCUGGUCAUUGUAUGACUCGAAAUUCGUCAGUUAUGAAAACUGUUGAUCCUGGAAUUGUCGGGAAGGAACCGGAAACAUCUGAAAACGACCUCGAUGAAGGGGAGAUAAUAGGAAAUGAACAGAAUUCACACGCGAGUCCGCAAUCGGGUUUGGCGAGGACAAGGCCAACACGUGACAGACGUCCUCCACCAUACUUAAAAGAUUAUGUGCCGCGCUAA